Molecule: messenger RNA, 2212 nt
Organism: Magallana angulata
Lineage: Eukaryota; Metazoa; Mollusca; Bivalvia; Ostreida; Ostreidae
Product: putative per-hexamer repeat protein 5
Exons: 5
Coding region: 268-1227 (319 amino acids)
Source: RefSeq, a predicted model, not a curated record
CGCAUUGACCUAAACUCAGGUAAGACGGAUAUUUUUAGAUGUGUUCAUAACUCGUAGACCUCCGAGAGUAUACCUGGCGAUGUGGUUGAUGACAAAUGAUGGAUUGUAUGACGUCAUCGCUGCGAUAUCAUCACUGGUAACCAAGUAUCUGGAUUGCGCCACCUGGUGGAGAGAAUGUAAGAAUCUAGGGGAAGUGUGAAGGUAUUGAAGAGUUAUAAUUAACUGAGGGAGAACUUUCCUUCAUCUUCAUAGCCCCUCCCGCCAAGGAUGAGGGUUGAGAGUUUAUGGGCCGUCGGGGGGACACUCCUGGCCCUGGUGUCCAUUGCGGGCGCGGACGAUCUUCUACAGACGCUGUUCGCCGCCGGCCUUAUUGUCCCUGUUAUUGGAUUUUUCACCGGUGGGGUUCAGCUCACACCGGCUCAACUAGCGGCUGCUUUUAUCGGCGCCAUCGCCGUCACGUCGGACAAGAUUCCUCCCUUUUCUUCUUCGUCUUCAUCGUCAUCGUCAUCAUCAUCCGGGACACCGGUGGCAAGUCCUGUAGUUCUUGGAAGCGCAUAUAGUGGAGGAACUGGCACCGGGACUGGAACGGGAACCGGAACUGGAACGGGCACAGGAACUGGAACGGGCACAGGAACUGGCACGGACACCGGAACUGGAACGGGCACAGGAACUGGUACGGGAACAGGAACUGGCACGGGAACCGGAACUGGCACGGACACCGGAACUGGAACGGGCACUGGAACUGGUACAGACACCGGAACUGGAACAGGUACCGGCACUGGAACAGACACAGGAACUGGAACAGGAACUAACACAGGAGCAUGGUGCACCACCGCAGGAUACACGUACGACCAGACGGCCGCCGCCUGCUACAAGGUGGUGUCGACCCCCGCCAGCUGGACGGACGCCACCGCGGCGUGUACGGGAGACAGCGGGCACCUGCUGAAGGUGGACAGUGACGCCAGAUACAGCUUCCUGGUCAACCAGAUCACUUCGGGUUCUCUACAGACCGUCUACAUCCAAGGCAAGCGGGCAGACGUCAGCUCGAAUUUCCUCUACGACGACAACAGUCAGAUCACUUACUUUAAGUGGGAUCAGAACGAGCCGUCUACUGGCGCCACGGACCUGAAGAUCCGAACCAACCAGUCCACCAACCUGUGGACAGCCGUGGACGGGACGGACACCGCCGCUUAUAUCUGUGAAAUAUACGACACCACAAGCGGCUAGCUGCCAUUAAUCAUGGCGGUAGCGUAAUAACCAUAGGGCAAUACGAGGAGCGGGAUGUUGGGGAUUAACGUUAUAACGAUAGGCCGUAGUGAUAUAUAACUUGGAAUUGUGACAGUGCUUUAGAACUUUGAACUUGGAUAAUUAUAGAACUUUAGCCGUAAAAAGGCAGCGUUUUGAGGCUUUGAAUCGAGCCGUAAUUACAGUAGAAAACAGUACAUUCGUAUUAUAUAUAUAUAAGAAGAAAGUGAUAAUGUUAUACAAAAAUUUGUUUUGAAACAAUACUCUAUAUAAGCAGUAAAAAUCAAAACUGUGUAAUAAGAACAAUGGUAAAUCAAAACUUUUCAGAAUCUAUCAAUUAUCAACAGCGAACUGUAAACGUGUAAUAUUAUUAGACACCGGUAAAAAUCAGCAUUUUAGAUCAACGCAUUGAUAACCAGAUAAAAUAGCUUGUAAAACAAAACUCUCAUUUACAAGGGAAAUCACUGUUAAGAGUAUGUGUGGUUAUUGAAUAUGAAUAUUUUAGCAUUUGUAGAUUUGCGCCUUCCCGAAAAAUACUGUAAACGUACUACAUUUGGUUGUGUAUUCUAUUUAGCGCUUUUGGCGGAAUGCGGCUUCCGCUAAAUCAAGUACAUCGCUAAAUGUCAUUAAUAUAUGUAUAAGAAUAGGAACAUUCAGGAAUGCGCUAAUUCAAAUUCACUCCAACUUGUUUAAAAACUAAUUUCCGCCAAAUAUCGUACACGCCAAAUAUAAUACGUUUACAUUAAUCUCGCCGACGAAAAUACAUUGCUACGUUAUAUCCGCAAAAUUAACCCAUGAAAAUAAUUAUCUAAGUUUACAAUAUUCAGUUCGAAAUCUUUUGGGUCUAGAUAACAGAAUGAGUAAAAAUAGUGUUCAACAUUUACUUUACAUAGCUUGAGUUUUGCACUAAUUGUUCAUUUUUGAUUUAUCGUUAUGUUAUUCCAAGUAAUAAAAAUCAUUAAAUGUU